AUGUGGACUGAGUGGAACAAGUGAGUAACAUUUGUAACACUUUUAGGCUGCAAUCCUAGACUAUCCUGUGGAUGGAUAAGGGAGAAUCUUAAGAGCAGCCAGCAGAGUUUGGGAUAUUUUUGCAGCAGCCAACCAACCAGCUGAACUUGAGAGUGGUUUCAGAUAGAGGCGAGUGCUUGUCAAUUCUAUUGGCUACAGCAAAAACUUGCACACAACCAGAAGUACAGUACAUGUAUUUCACAACCCCUUGCAUGUGAAUAGGGUUGCCAAUGAUUCUGGCUUUGCUGUGCAGAUAAGUGCAGAAAGGACACAAGUUUGGGGGAUGACAACACAUGGGGUAUGUUUCAGCAACUUCUUAGGAAAGCAAAAAUGUGGCUCAGGAGCAGCAGCUAAUCAGCACUUUAGGGUUCCCUUAUUGCCCUAGUGAUUCUCUGAAAGUGCAGAAAGAUUUAAAGCAUUUUGUAAAGGAUAGUGUUGUGGGGUUUGGUUGUUUUUUUGGUUGUUUUUUUAAAAGCCCUCUUCAGUGCAAUUAUACUUAUCUGUUGAAUUCUAUAUAAGGAUAGUAUGCAGUUUUAGGGAGUGAGUCAUGUGGAUGACAUUUGGGCAGACAAAUGAUACCACUAUACCACUAUAAGAAAGAUUUACUCAAAUAGAUUAUCAAUAAAUAAAUUAGUUAAACCUCAUGUUACUAAAUUUCCACAUACAUUUGAAUAAAAAUAUAAAGACAAUUUAGCUCCAUCAGCGUAGCUUAGGAGCUGUAGUGCUUUGCAUACUUUUAUAUACUAAAAAUAGUCCUGGUCUCAUUUUAGGAGCAUGAGAAAUCACAAGCAGAGGGUUAGUAGCAGAAUCAGAAAAGGGUGCAUAGCUGGGAGUUUUAAAAAGUAGAGGUCUCUAGAAGUGAGUAGUAGAUUAAAAAGUUAAGUGAAUAUUAUCUAUAGUUUGGGUUAGAAGAACUUUAAUUACAUAAUAUUUAUUUCAAACCUUGUUUUUGUAUUUUAAAAUGUACCAUUUUUCAAAUACAUACUGGGAAAAGUCAAUAAAUUUUUUAAAAUCUAAAAAUAACAAUAAAAUUAACUACCGGCGCUCUAGCCAUUUCAACGAUUGUUUCAUUGCCCUCAGCUCCAGGGAAAACCACAGGGCUGUCCAGACUCCAUGCAAUUGGAGAGGGCGCUUCGGAGCCAGACAGUCGAUAGCCCUGGUUAACUCCGCAUUCCAGCGGAUCACCAGGGAAUCAGCUGAAAGGCCAUCAACAUGGGGUAAAAUAUCUCCUACCACUCUCUGGAAAUAAUUUGGGUCCAUUAAGUAGCAGGGGCAUAUCAUCUGAAUCAGUCCCACCUCCCUGCAGAGGGAAGGGUCGUGGAGAAGUCCAGUCUAUGCUCUGGUAACCUCUAGGUUGGAUUAAUGCACUUUGUUAUACCUUAGCUGCCUUCAAAGAUGGUUUAGAAACUGCAGCAGCUGCAGAAUUUGGUAGCCAGAUUGUUGACCGGCACAGGGCAGUCUGAACAUAGAAUUCAAAUUCUGGCACAACUGAAAGAGCUGCCAAUUUUUCGCCUGGCUCAAUUCAAAGUGUUAAGUUGACCUGUAACGUCUUAUGCCUGCUCAGGACCCCAAUGCCUCAUGGACAGCCUCUUCUCACAAGAACGGUAGAGCAGUACUGUACAGUCCCUUAGUCCCCCUUCCAGGUGACCACCAUCUCUCCAACCUCAGCAACUUUUUUGCCUCUGUGCCAACCAGAUUGGAGCCAAAGCAGGACCACUUGAGUCUAGGGCUUUUGGCAUUAUAAUCAAUCUGGGGCAUACAUGUCGUUCCAUAUUACAACUAUGAUAUGUUCAAUCAUGUGAAAGUAUUUUACCCCACAUACUUGAUGAAUAAGUAUGGAGAUGGGAUCCAGAGUCAACAAAACAGAUCAGAAGCAAAGGAAGCUGAGCAUAAAUGACCUCUGAAAGAACCUGUUACUAUGCAGUUAAGGUACAGAGGUUCCUGAAGGACUUUUAUAGUCACUGCCUCUACCAGGUCCUCUGCUGGGUCACUGUCUGCAACAGGGUGACAGCUGGUCAUAAAGCUCUCAAACAUCAAACAAUACUGUAGUACAUUAAUAAGGAUUUUACAUAAAUGAUACAAUUUACAUAAAUGGUAUGAAAUUAAUAGAACUCAGCACUGCCCUCCCAAAAUUCUGUCUUUCCGGUUGUGUCACCACAAAACCCUUUUUCUGAGCUUGGUCUUAAUGCUGGCUGGAGGGGUUCGCACUCGGAAGCUAAAACUAUCAGUCCUUCAUAACAUAAAGAACAUCAACAAACAAGGAACCUGUUUUCAAGAAUUCACAGCUUAACAAAAAGCAAACAACAAGCAUCAAACUGUUCUGAGGUAAUGCACUAGUCCAUAAUGGUGGCCUCUCCCACCUUCUUAAUGCAGUAUACAGCAGUGGGUUACAUAUGCAGUUUAAGCACAUGCAGUGGUGGUCUUUAAGAGAUCCAGCAAAAGUUUGUAUUCUGUGAUGCACAACAGGUUAAUCUCUAAUUUAGAUCAGAUAGAUUUAAAUGAAAUAUGGAGCUCAAAAAUAAAUUUCAGCUAGCAUGUUGGAGGUCAGCUUUACAUAAUAUAAAGUUUUCCUUAGGAUCUUUGCCUAAAGUUAAUGGAGCAAAAUGUUUUGCAGAAGGUUAAUUGGAUGUUGGCAUGGUCUAAGCAUGUGGGCAUUCAAACCAAUGAUAGGUGCUGGAGGUGUGAGUUGGAGCAAGCAGAUUUAAUUCAUUUGCUUUGGCAAAGCCCAGACAAAAACUUUGUCAGUUUUUGGAAAGUGGUUCAAACUAGAAUGCAGUAAGUUUAGUUUUGACUGUGUCUUUAGAAAUUACUGGUGUAAAUGCAAUAGCUGUCUAUGUAUAAAAUAAAUGGGGACUGGCAGAGGGAAUUAUUUAGCUAAAAGAAUAAUCUUGAGGCACUGAAAAUUUAGAGUGGCACCAAGUAUUGUAGUAUGAUCUCCUGCAGCUGGUUGCUCAUAAAAGGGUCCCAUCUGGUAAAAUGCAGAAGGAUGGCCACUUCAAUUACAUAAUUCUAGAUAUAUAUAUAAUUGUAUGCAUGGGACACAGAGAAAUAUUUCUGUUGCUAUUAUUAAUAGUAUUUUUAAUUUUCCAUUUCUAUUUUUGUUUCUUUAAGGAAGAAGGGUGGGUUAUGUUUUGAUGGGUGAGGAGGAGCAGGAAGUUUGCUGGAGUAUUGCUGUUAGAUGCAUUGUUUGCUGAAUGAGAAACUGUCAAAAAACCAUUAACAAACCCAAGUUUAUAUUUAUUUUUGGAGGCUUAACUACGCAUUGCAUAUAAGUGCGUGUAACAGACAACUUUAGGAGGGGGUGAUAUGUAGCAGAGAAGCAGUGGGGAAAGGGUUGUGUGUAUCUUUACUCCAUUUUUCUGAUAGAAUUCCCUUCCUGUAUUCCCUACUCCCCCCAAUGAGGGGGAAAGCAACUGAGAGGGACAAUUUGCACUUGAAAUGUUUUUAUGCUUUUGGAUCUAGUGCUUUGGAAAAUAGUCAUACUUGGCCCUUUACGGUCAGAAUAGUGUUCUCUGAGAAGGUCCAGUGUGUUGUGGUUUCUCAGACAUUUUGCAUGACUGUAUGGAGAAAAAUAAUGCUAGAUGGCAUUGGCACAUUCAGUCAGUGUGAAGUGUUUGCAUGUCCACUGUUUCUUAAGGGCGCAUGCUCUAAAAGUUUAUAUACUCUGUCAGGGACUAGCCACUUUGAAGGCAACACCAAGAGAGAGAGAAGCAGUAAGGCCCCUUGUAUUAGUGAUCUUGAUUUUUUUUCCCAGUCAAAAAGGAAAGGUAUAAUACAGAAGGGCUGUAGCUCAGUGAUAGAGCAUCUGCUUUGUAUGUAGAAGGUCCCAGGAUCAGUCCUUGUCAUAUCCAGAUAGGACUGGGAGAGAGCCCUGCCUGAAACCCUGAAACAACAGAGAGGCCUGCCAGCUAGUAAGACAGCUUCCUAUGUUCCUAAAUACUUUGAUAUUAAAUAAAUAAGGCAAAGGAUUAAUGCUAAUAUGCAUUGUUUUAGCAGUGGAGCCACUUAAGAAACAUAUUUGGUUCAUUCACGUUCCCCAUCCCAUGGCUGAAUUCAGGGAAUACCAGUCCUGCCAGUUUGCAGCAGAAGUCAGCUGUGCACAACACUUAAUAGGUUUGUGAUGCCACAAGAACCAGCCAUUCUCUCCCUCCAAUUUUGGAGUUGUUUUGCAACCCUUUGAAAAUGUAUUCCCCCCUCUCUUUUUAAAUCCACAAACCAAUGUUUAAUGAAUAUACUUCAUGCUAUACUUUACAAAAUAAACAAGUUAAAGGGCCUGCCUGAUGAUUUGGUGACAGAAGAUAGAUGACUAAGAUCAGCAUUCAAUAAGAUGAUAAAUACAUGUGUGAGAAGGCAGGAAAAGCUGGUUCGCUCCAUAGGAAAAGAAAAUAAAACAUGUUGAAUCCUGUACAUGUGUACACAAACAAAAACUACCGAGAGGAAACUGAAUGGAGCCCACUGAAAUAUUAAACUAGGCCAGUUUGCCUGUCAUACUUUUUUCUUAAUUAGCACAUGUCAUGUGUGGUUGGGUGCAUAGCUUGUGCUGGAAUUGGAAAAUGAUUAAGAUGCAUGGCUGCCGACAUAUGAUGGUACAAAUUAAGUGCAAAAUAAAAGGGCUGAAAUAAAGGACAAGUGGUGAAACAACAGACAGCUUGGGAGCUGCAUACAUACAAAGGCUACCACACCGCGUGCUAUGAGUUGCUCCUUGAAGUCAAGUCGCAACUGCACCUCUUCAAGCAAUGCACCCUGGGUAUUAACGGUUUUACGAAAAAGGAAACAAACUUGCAAGACGUUUUCGUCUUGCGAAGCAAGCCCAUAGGGAAAUUCGUCUUGCGAAGCACCUCAAAAAACGAAAAACCCUUUCGUCUAGCGAGUUUUUCGUCUUGCGAGGCAUUCAUCUUGCGGGGCACCACUGUACUUGUGACCCAUGGUCACAGGAUCCCAUAGUCCUUGUAUUUUCCCAGGUAAAAGCACUUCUAAAAGGGUGGAUUUUGAGCCAAGAAGUAGGGGGAGAUACUACUGCUUCUUUGUUCCAACCCUGCCUGCAACCCGGCCUGCUGCUUUUACUCCUGUUGGAUUUUAAAAGCACAUUUAUGAUAGCAAACAAAGGCUGGAAAGUAGUUUGGGGCAUUUAGAGUAGAGAACUGGAUAAAGCCAUAAACACCCCAACCAUUUUCUCCUAUGCUGCUCUAUAAAGCACCUACUCACAAAGUAGUUUUUAAGAAAUAAAAUAGGAGAAUAAGGCUGCUGCAGUUUGAUUAUAUGCUUUCUGCCUAUGAAAUUGUACCACAGAAUAUGUUAAAAAUCUUGGGAGUGAUUUACAUAAAAACCAUCAAAAUAAAACAAUAGCAUUUGGGGUGGGAAACUUUAAGCAUUCAUCUCUUAUGACAUUAAUCACAACUAAGUUGUCCAAGACAAGAUAUCGAAUGAAACUAAAAUGGGAAGGUACGCAUCUGUCUUUGCAUACGCCACACAGCUGCUGAUACAGCUGUUCCAAUUACACAAGCAUGGGAAGGUACCUUAAGCUUCUCCACCCUACAAUUAAAGCCAUUCCUUAUGACGAAGCUGGCAACAGACACUUUUCCUCUGUGCUUCUUUAUGACAAAGCGGUGAAAUUGCAGGAAGGGAUGUAAGAGAAAUGAGAAUUUAGAUGUAAGUUCAGAUCUACCAGUGCUGAUCCAGCAUUGUUCACGGGGACUAAUUUCUUUGGUGGCUGCUUAAAACAUUUUUGUUUAGGAAAGUCUAUCCAGACAUGUACAUGUCAAUGUGUUUUAAAUGUUCAUACUGUUCAUUUCAGUUAUUUUUAAUUAUUUUAAACAAUUUUUAUUGAUAUUUUAAAUAUUUAUUGUAAACUGCUUAGAGGUUUUAAAACAAUCAAGUGGUAUAUAAAUUUUGAUAAAUAGAACAAUAUAUAUAAACCUGUCACAGAUCUCUUGAGUGACUUUCUUGCUUAAUGUCUGAAUUCCUGACCUGGACAUUUGCCCAAAGUGACAAAGUACAGAAAGUUCAAAAUACCUACCGGCUUGUCCAAAUAAUAUUGUGUAUGUUUUUAAAUCCACUUCUGCCAAAAGUUCUUCCAAUUUCCUUUCUCCCCACCUGGCACUCAUAUUCACAGACUGUCAGUUAAGAAAGAGGUGUGGGCUAGCCAGACACUGUACAACACAGAGCAAAACAGUAAAAAGGGAAAGGGUUUGUUUUUGUCUAAACAGGAUUGUCAGGAUGAACAAGAAGAAAUGUGUUCUUCCAACAAAAUCAGUUGAUUUUGCAGAAGCUGCUAUCACUGAACCGCCUGACCUGUUUCUUUUCAGGUCCCAGCAUUCACUUUCUGAGCAAGUGAGCAAAAGUAAUUUGGGAACCAACUAGCCAUAAGUCUCAUGAGAUUAGAAAGCAGAAGCCAAGAGGUAGAAAGUCAGCAAGUAUUGAAGACUCUACAACUGUAGCAAAUCUUACCUGUUCCCUUCUGUUCUGGUGGGUGAUGGCAAAUGGGCUCCUUGGGAGGGGGACUUCUCUUGCUAGGAGCCGCUGCCUUGUUCUUAAAACAGAAAAGAUGAUACUUGAAUCAGACUGUCUGACCUCAGCAAUUAUUAUUACAAGGAAUGCUGUCAAUAGAAGGUCAGGAAGCCAGGGAUUAUGAGAUCAAUUCCAUAAGUAGGUCACCAGCUAUGCAGAGUUGGGGUUAUGGAAUUAGGGGUCACACCCUCCAUGAGUAAUAAUCCAGGAGGCAUCAGCUUUGUUGAGUCAGCCCUGAUGAAAGGUAGAAAUGUAGAAACUUGAUAAGCAUAUGGCAUGGGUGGGAAACCUCAGGCUCGGGACAAAUGGAGCUCUCCAUAGGUCUCCGUCCAUAGGCCCUCAAAAUGGCCCAGGCCACACCCCUCAACGCCCCUGUUCGCUGCCCUUCUGCAAUAUUUUACCUUGCUGAAAUGUCUGGUUGAAGUGUAAUUAAGUUUGUUUGCCUAGAUGGACAGUGGUUACUUUUGCUACACCCACUACUCGCAUGUGGCCCCUGGAACGUUGCUUAUGUAAGAAUGUGGCUCUCAGACUGAGAAAGGUUCUCACCCCUAUACUAGAGCUUUGGGGGCAUUACUGGAUCAAAUCACACAACUGUGAGUAACAAUGGCCUCUUUUAUUUUUAUUAUAAUUAAGGAAUAGGCUCUUUAGGAGGGAGCAAUUCUGAGCAAAGAAGGGGUGAGGAAGUAGAUGCUUAAUUCUUCUCUUGCAAGCAUUUUCCCACUCAAAAUUGCUUCCUCCCCCAAGGUUCCUGAUGCAUGUUUACCCUUGCAUGUUUACACAUUUUGAAGGAAAGAAUUAAGCACUUUCCACUACUGGCACUUCUCCACCCCAAAUGUUCCACUUCCCAAACUGCUAUUCUUUACAAAAAGUGGCUGCUGUUGGGGCUUUAAAUGGAAGCAGCUUCCAAUGUGUACUUUGCCCCCCUUCCCCUGCUGUACACUCUCAGGAAAUCUUAUAGAAAAGAGCACAACGGGAAUCACAAGGGGUGUCUUACAGGGAAUGUGUGGUGUGAUGUAAAGCUAUUUGAGUACAGAGUUCUGCCUCUAUUAGCAGCUUAAAUGGGACCCUGCCAAGCAUAUUUAAUGCAAGCCAUUUAAAGACAACCAAUCCAAUGGGUUUAGUAAACCUCUGAGCAUGGACAUAUGUUGACUCCUUCCUUUCACCCCUCCCCUACAAACAAACAAUAAAUUAAGUUUUAGAACCAGCAUUUUUUGAAGUAGCGCAAAUCAUGUAAACAGUCUGUAGUGAAAACAGAAUGCUGUAUUACUUUAAUGUGAAAGAUGGCCAAUUAAGAACUACUGUUUCCGUGCACUUCCACUCUGAAUCAUAUUGACAUUACUCAGCAUUUUCUCUCGAAGUUCCCAGUGGAUCAGACAAGUGGAGUGGAAAGGGGUGCACAUCCCACCUUGAAGCUGAACACUGCCCAACAGCUUAUCAACUUGGAAGAACAGAACUUCAUGCUAUAUCUGCCAGCAUCAGCUAUAAAAUUAAGAUGUCACAUAUCUCAGGUGGAAUGCAAAGGGUAGUCAGCAUUUCAAAAGGACAUGUUGUUGCACGUUGUAGCUCACUUGCCAUAUUUUUUAUAAAGGGUAGUGACGCAGAGCAAAUCAGUGUCCCAGGUAACAGCAAAGUUGUCCUUUCAGUGUCUCUCAAGCAUGCCUCACAUAUGCUCCUCCUUUUCUGGAGCUUUGUCAUUUGCAUGACUUUUGUCACAAUUAAUAACAACAAGAUCACUAAUAAUUUUAUUAUUUAUACCCCACCCAUCUGGUUGGGCUUCCCCAGCCACUCUGGGUGCCUUACAGCACAUAUAAACAACAUAGUAAAACAUUAAAAACUUCCCAAUACAGGACUGCCUGAGUUGUCUUCUAAAAGUUGUGUAAUUCUUUAUCUCCUUGGCAUCUGAUGGGAGGGCGUUCCACAGAGAGGGCGCCAUUGCUGCGAAGGCAGUGUAUAUAAACUGUGUAUACUAUGCUUCACACACUGCAACAGAACAUACUUUCAGGUAUGGGUGUAACCUUUAAACUGCAAUGAGAAAUACAGCCUUUACAUUAGCAGAGGAAUACCAAGGCUCUCUUGUGCACUUGCCAAGGAGGUGUAUUGGUGCCCCCUGUUACUUGUGACAGCCCACACCAGUGACAGGAUUCCUCCACCGAGGCACCAGAGGAGCGUGUGCACCGUGCCCAGUUGGUGGGCUCAUAGCCACUCCAAGCCAGAGUGGAGAGGCAUGAUUUUGUCACCUCCCCCCAAACCAGCCUGUGCCCUUGGCAGGGGCCAACCUAGCCAACUCCUAGGUACACCCCUGUACCUCAGGGUUAGGGAACCUAUAGCACUCCCAAUGUUGGACUACAAUUCCAUAAUCCUUGACCAUUGGACAUUUGCCUGGGGCCAAUGGAGUUGGAAUUCAACAAUUGCAGGCAGGGCCUCUGUGGCAAACCACAGAAUGGUGCUCCCCCCACCAGGGAAGCUCUAUUCAGUCACAUCCCACCAAAGUCAGCCUGCACAAUGGAAGCUGAUUCUGAGCUCUUGCAAAACAAACCUGCUUCCCUAAAAGAUCAGACUUCUUGCAAUAAAGAAAGUGAUGAGAAAAUGCACUGGAAUGUGUGGGAUAAUGCUUGGCAGAAGGUUGUUUCACCACCCCACAAACAAAUAGGAUGAAUGCUCAUUAAAUAGAUGACAGCCGUGUAAUCUCUCCACAAACAACUCAGUCCAAAUGCUCAUCAAACAGGCAGUCCGGAAGCAAGAUAGAAUCCCUUUGAGUUGACUCAAGUCCUGUUGCAGUCUUAAGCCCACUUACCUGAAAUAAUCAUUGAAAUUACGGUAAUUGACUGACCUUUGCUUAAACAUGGCUAUAGAGCUGUAAACUUGGCUUUGUAUAGCAAUGCUGUAUCUAAAUAAGGACUUAUGAGAUGCAUUUUGCUCAGCCCAUAACCUGGGACUGGGAAAGGCUUUAAAACAAUAGCUGCACCUUUAAUGCCUAGUUCCUCUUUUCUAGUGUGUAGUUUGGUGGUACAUGUGAAUUCAUAAAGGAGCAGGCCUCUGUGAGAUGAAGAGUAGAAUAGGCAUUUACCAUACAAGCAAAUGAAGCACAAUAGCAUGCUUACACAAAAGGUUUUCAGGGUGCUCCUUCAACCGACACUUAUACUUCAAGAUCAAAGCAUGGAUGGUAAUAUUCUUGAUUAAAAUGCAUGGUCAUAUUCCUCAUGCACACCCUCUGCUUGGAAGCCUAGAAAGCUAUAGGACCAUUGAUUAACACUUUAGUUUAGAAAGACAUGCAGCUACUUCUCAGUGGCUAUUUCCCCUUUCUCUUUGCAUUGUUUUGCAAAGGUUAUAAGAGAGAAACCAGGGCCAGCCCAAUACACCUGAGGCAGAUUUGCAAAUCAUGCCCCCUCCCCACCAGGGAAGAGGGUUGAUCUGCAUCAGGAACAAUGGGGAAGAAACAUCAACAUUGGGAUCUGCUGCUCCUAGUGGAUCUUGCCACCUGAAGUGGUCCCCUUACCUUGCCUCAUGCCUUGCCUUGAGAGAAACACAUCAUUUUCUGCUUUAUAUACCCCAUUCCCUUUUGCUGUUGUGUUUCUCUGCAAUACCAAGGAUAAACUUUGGGCUCAGCCAUACAUUGAGUCAGUGCCUUUUUUCUGAGGGGUACGCUGUGGUACGCAUACCCCUAAACAUUUUGUGAAUCUUUGUACUUUUGUCCAUUUACUGUAUUUAUUUUUCCUGCUUUGAACUAUAAAAUGGUGAUUUUCUUGAGUCAAAAUGAGAGUACUCCUAAACAUUUUUUUUUAAGAAAAAAGCAUUGCAUUGAGUUAAUGUGAACAGUAAAUUACCUCUACCUCAGUUAUCUGCAGGUUUCCUCCAAAUCACUGCCUUCUCAUACUUCCUUCUCCCUCAAUCCAUAUUACUCAUACCCCUCCUGUUGGAGGUAUCCCUGGUACGAGAAAAUCUGGACUGAGGAAGGGGAAAGUGUGGGAAAGCAAUGAUUUGGAGGAGAAUGUCAUAUGGAAAUUUAAGAGUUAAUGGUGGUACGGGAAGCUUGCCAUCCACAUUAAAUGACAGUGUGGAUGAGCCCUUUAACUCAGGCUACUGACUGCAGCUUUCUUGUGUUACAAUUUAAAAAGCAGGAGCUGACUCCAGUGAGUCACUCGUGUGUGUGUGUCUGUGUGUGUGUGUAGUAUAUUUGAGGCAAAUAUAAAUAUAUAUCUAUGACUUAGAAUGACAAAGGUGACUGCCUUCCCAUGGGAUGCAUGGACUGAAUAGAACUGGAGGUCAGUAGUCCACUUGCAGAUACCACAGCUAAUUCUUUCAGGACACCUUGCAUAUCCUUUCAAGAGAAAGGGGAGCUUUAAAAACUUGACAUUAAACAGUAAUGUGAGAAGCAGCCCUAAGAUAAAGAGACAGCACUGUCUAGCUAGGCUAGUUUCUAAUCUCUGCGUCUAGUACAAUGCUUUCAUAUAUUUCUUUUUUAAAAAAAAUAUGAAGCAAAAUAGUCACCUUUACUUUGAGAUUCUGGUUGCUCAACAGCAUCAGGCUUUCUGUAUUAUGUUCAAAAAUGUUGGAUGCUUUGGCAUGAGCAAUGAUUUUGGACAUUGUGCUUCCAAGGGCGGUCACUUACAGAGCUGCCACUGUUCUAUAUCUGAACAAUUACAAGGCUGAGCCAUAUGGGAAUGACGGGACUGUGGCUCAGUGUAGUAUGAAAUACAGAAUGCACAAGGUCCGCCUUAGAAGUUUCCCCUGACGUGUGGGAUAGGAUGGGUGGCAUUCCUGCAGAUCUGAUUACAAGUUAAUACUAUUUCAGCUUCUGGCCUUCAUGUCUGUUGCACUGCCAUUGGUCUCUGCUAAGUCAGUUGGGGCAGGCGGCCUGUAGGUAUGUAUCAGUAACUCUGGAGAUUGUCCUAGAAAUGACCAUGAGUUUGUUUAUUAAUAUUAUUAAACUGGAAUCCUAUCCUUGUUCCAAGAAGCCCUUGGUGGUGUACAUGGAGUAAUCCAGUGAGAGAGAAUACUUGCCAGAGUCACCCAAUGAGCUUUGUAACUGAGCAGGGAUUUACUAUAUCCACCUUUUCUGCAUCCAUGUCUAAGAGAUUGAUCACAAUUUGGAUUCUAGGACAGUUUUCCUGGGAAAGCCUGAUGCCAUUGCACUAGAUUCCAAGUGAAGAGGCAGGUUAGGCAUGGUGCAGAUGUAAAUGCUGUUGCCUGAUCUCCAAACCAUGGUUAGGUAAUCAGGAACACCCUGCAGUGCAAAGCUUGAGGUUUUCCUCCACUCUCUUCUCAGGAUAGUAUCCUCCCCUUUUUGGUUUUGCAGCUAAUUACAGUUCUGUUUGAAGUGUACCAGCAUUUUUGUUAAACGUAGUUGGCACCAAACCUGUUUGCAGGCAUGGGUCCAAGCAGCUUUGCAAACCUAGGCUAGUGACACCUUGAUGCAGGUGUGACACACCAAAAUUGAAAGGGAAGGGCCAGGGAAGAAGUGUGUAAACCUAAAUACGCUCCUGACUGGGGCAGUUUUAUGUUUCCAAAAUGUCAGAAUGUUCCAGCUGCAAGGGUGAGAGAAUGGGAAAGGGUUUACUUUCCAGCUAUGUCUGAGGUGGCAUUGCAGGAAUAUUGGAUACACUGUCUGAGGAAAGGCUCAUUGUUGAUGGAGGGCUGUGCAAAAAUAAGCACCACAGGGAAAAUGCAGGGAAGUAUCACUGGUUUUAGAAGCUUAUUUCCUCUUUGCUCGGUAUUUUAAAAUGGGGCUUAUAUGGAUAAAAUUGGCCUCAGAAUUAAUACAAUCUGUUCUAAAGCACCCUUGAACUGUCCACUAAUAAUGGGCAGUCUUGACGCUUUCCACUUUAGUACUGGGAGAGAAAAUUGGAUAAAACAUAUGAAAUUAAGGUUUCAAUCCUGUGUCUGUUUACCCGGGAGUAAGACCCAUUGAACUCAGUGGGACUUGGUUCUGAGAUGGCAGGCAUAAGGCUAUACUAUAAAUGUUCCCCUCACCUGUUUGGCCCCCAUGACAGUAAGAAAUAGAAACCAAAACAUUUACAUCAAUGCAGUUCUCUUCUUUGGGUAAAGAAUGAGCAGUUAGUACUCAUACACAUAUUAGAGACCUCAUGCUAUUAGUGUGAAUGGAUGUGUUACAUCUCUUAUUCAUGACCUGUUAGGAUGAAUCAAGCAUAAGGCUAUCUUUGGUUUGGACAUGUGUUUUUCAGUGAGUGCUAUUCUAAGAGUCACUGCGGAACAGGGAAUAGUGAGGAUGAACAUGGGAGACUCCCCUUUGAAACUUCUGUUGUCCCGUUAAUGUCUCCAAGUGGCUUUUCAAAUGCCAUUUAUCUUUUAGCCUAAACUACCUCACAGAGUGCUUGCAGACAAGUGUUUCAGUGGCUGAACCAUAUAUAUCACAAAGUAAAAGGUGCUGGAGAACAGCCUGCCUUGAGGGAUUUUUCCUGGCAUAGAAUUCUCCCCGCCUCCUGCCAGGAAGAGGUCAUGAACUUCUGGACAAGUUUUUCGUUAAAAGCUGAGAGUGUGCUUUGGCCACAAGAGGGAGCCAGCAACAUGUUGUAGUAAUAGACCUUAAGUCUUUUUCCUAGUGCUAAGUUUUUGUGACAUCUCUAAGGUUUGAUUUAUAAGAGAAGGCAGUGCAAAAAAAUGAAGAGAAAGCAGACCAAAAAAAAAUUGACACCCUAUCUUUUCAGGCAGACAGAUAAAUACAAAAUAUUUAUUGUGAGCAAUCUUUUGAAUUUUCAUCUUGAAUUGUGCCUGGAAUCCUUCUGCAAGCUGUGAAGUAAUGGGGAAAAUGUGCUUCCAGAGAUCCAGCCACAUCUGCACCAAAUGUUUAAAGCACAUGGCUUCUGCCAAAGAAUCCCAGGCAGUGUAGCUUAUCUCUCACAGACCUAACGCCCUUAACAAACUACAAUUCCCAGGAUUGGCGGGGGAGUCACAUGCUUCAGGUCUUCGUAUGAUCCCAUUCAGGGGGUGCAAAAUUGAUGGCUGUGGAACCCCCAAAAGGAGUAUUCCAAAAACAAUUUGAUUACCUAUCGUCCUUAUGCAUUAAGAUAAUUAAGACAGCACAUAACAAUCAUUAUCAAAAUGGUGCAGAAUAUCAAAAAGGAAAAAAUAGAUUCCCUGCUCCAGAGAGUUUACCAUGUAUAAUGGGCAAAAAGGCAAGGGGAAUGUGGGGACUACCAUUGCUUUAGGUGUCUGUCUUUAAAAUCUGUGGGACUUCACUAAGGCUUGAUUUUGUCGGGUGUGUGCCCAAUGUAGCUAUGAUUUACUGCAGAAAGAAGAAUGUAAAUCUGCCCUCUGUCUUGAAAUUGCCCAUUCCACCUUUUCCUCUGUCAAAAUAUACACGGUAAACUCUCUGGAGAAGGGAAUUUAGCUUGAGGCCAACUAGGUUUAAAAUUUUUUGGAAAGGAAGGAGGGCAGUAUAUUCUAAACAGGUUUGAACAGAAGAUGCACAUAUUGGAAUUAAUAAGUUUACAUUCCACUGUUUUUUUUUCAGGCAGGCAUUGCAAGGAAAGGCCACAUUGGUGCCCAGCACCAAUUCUUAUUUCCCAAGGCUACUGCUUUAUUUAACACACAAAAAGUGAUAUAGUGAAUGCCUAUGAAAAACUGAAGUAACUUUGAGUGUUAUAUAGCCAAAGUAAUAUAACUUUAACAUCCGGAAAGCUCCAGACAGUAAUAACUGAUCUUCAUAUAGUAUGUUCUAUCUGCAGCAAGUCUUUCCCCUAAUUUCAAAUCUAGACAAUUAGCUUGCUGAGCUGAGCUUGAGGCAAGAUUAGAGACCCUAACCUGUUUUGCUGCUUAAUCUAGAGACUACUCUGCAUACUAUCUAGCUUCUUAAAAAUGGUUUGCUCCAUCCAAAAUGAGCAGGAGCUCGUUCCAUCACUCAGGGACAUGGUACAGGACUGUACCACUUCAAAAGGAAGGGGGGGUUGCAACUAGUUUAAAUUACUUUAUACAACCAAACCACAUUUUGAAGGCUUUCCCUGAGGUGAUGAGCUGCUCCCUUGCCAGACAUCAGAGAUGAGAUAGGUUGGGUGGAGAAUGCAUUUCCUUGCAGGCACAGCUCAGUGCAUUAUUGUUAAUUGCUAUUAGGAAAGAAAGGUACAUUUCAAAUCUCUCCGGCGCUGCAGCUCUAGAAGAAAAUGGUGGACACAUAUUUUAUUUUCCCCACAGACAGAUUUGAAUCUGCUGCAAGCCAAGAGUUCUUCAGUCCUCCUUCUGCAGUGCCUGCCUAGUUUGAGGAAUACACAGAUUAGCACAGGGUGCCAGAAAGAAAGAGAGAGGUUCAUAUGAAAUGGAACCAAAUGUAAAUUGUAGCUUAAAUGCUGCUGCUGCACCAGUACUGAGUCAGCAGUGCACGCUUGGCCCUGUUACAGGCAGGCCAAAGGAGCAGCAGAGUAUGCAAACUAGCUUGGCUUGUUUUACUUUGUAUGCAGAUACUGAGUUACAUAAGAGAGAGAGAGAGAGAGAGACCUGCUGUCAAGAACUUAGAUUCCUUCUGAAAAUAGCCGAAAAUAUGAAGGUAACGUCAAUGAAUCAUUUAUAUUUGUUCUGGAAAGGGGCCAUCAAAUCACCUCAUGUAGCUUUCUCCACUGACUCAAUUAAUUCCCUGUCUUUUAAAAUACCUGACUGUGCCCUUAAAGAAAACUGACAUCCACUUAACCUCCCUGGAAUGCCAUGUCAGAUAAAUUGAGACUGUGCUGAACAAUGGAUAAUGGAAUGAGAAACCUGCCAAACGCUUGAAAUUUAAAUGAGGGAUUUCCCAAGUGCCCUUUAGGUAAAAAAAGAAAGAAAGAAAAAAGCUACAGCUAGGGACUUUCCUAAUGACCCAAAAGGCCAGUUUUUUGUGCUACGGUUGUGUUUGGGCUGACAAUGCCUGCAGAGAAGCGGGUGGGUAAUGUUAAGAAUGUAGGAAGCUGCCCAGCACACUGAGGUCAAACAUUGGUCCAUCUAGCUCAGUAUUGUCCAUGUUGAUCUGCAGUGACUGCAGGGUUUCAGCCAGGGGCCCCUCUCUCUCCGCCCUACCUGGAGAGGCCAAGGGCUGCAAAGGAGUAGGGCUCUUAUUCACUGCUUAAAAUAAUAAUCAAAGGAAAUGUGUGCUGUAUUGCGGUGCCAGAGAAGGGAGGCCCACACUCUUCAGAGAAUAACUACUUCUGUAACCACUUCUGCAACUGUACUUCCCUUCACAAUGAACGUGAAGGAAAGUGUGUGUUUUCUCAGGGUCAAAAUACUACAGGGUCAAAUACUGAGGGAAAUCAUUUACCUCAUAGCAAAAUGGUGCCUUGAGGAAUGAUAGUUUGAGUCACCCACAGCAAAUAUAACAAGUUCACAUUUAUUGCCUUAUAAUUAGUGUAAUGAAUCCUGAUUGAAGAUGUCACAUGAGUAUAUUUUAUGAAGGCAGGAGUGGGUUGGUAAUGCAGAGAUCAUACUGCUCAUCAGUUGCUAUCAUGGCCUUGGCAAAAUUAGGCCCUGAGCUGAUUUUUUUAAUUAUUAUUAUUCUCCAUGAACAAAUUCAGCAUUACUAUUUAUGUAUUUAUUUCUCCCCACGCCUUCACCAUAACAUUCCAGGGUGCGUGAUCUCAGAGGGUAGGGGAAAAGAUUGAACGAAUAUUAUCCAGUACAAUAAAGCCAGUGUAGAAUCUGAAUAUGGGAUGCUCCAUACAGUUCUGAAAUCAAAGUACAAAUAUGUAUGUGUAAAAGGUGGCAACAAAUAUACUGAGAAAUGGGGCCUACCCACACUUCCUUUUCUCCCACAUUUGUAGGCAUGGGUCUGGGCUUUCCAGGUCCAUGUCUUAGUGGGAAAGCACUGGACCCCCCCCCCCAAAAAAAAACCACCGCUUGGACACAGACCUGGAAAGCCCAGUCCUGGCCCUAGAAAGUGUGAAGCAAAUGUAAGUGUGGAUGAGACCAUGGUCUUCAUUAAUUUCUGGAAGUCUUACAUUUAAAAAACUCUUUUUGGUGAAAAACAACUUUGUUGGCAUAGGUGUACAUAUACUGCCAAAAAGCUGAGAGGCAGGGGACAAUAAGGGAUAUGUCUUUAGGAAACCUUUAACCAAGAACUGAAUAGUGCAGUGGUUACCAAUUAGCUAAGUACUGCAGACGCCCUGCUUUUCCAAAGCCAAGCUAUGGACUUUUGAAAUUUUUGAUAGAUUUUGUUAUGUGAAGGGUGCCACGGAGUCCGCGUACCACCACUUGGGAACCACUGGCAUAGAACAAUGUCAGUGCACUGGGAAGUCAUCAGUCUUGAUCACACUGAUAGCACUUAGACAAAUCCACAUCUCAGGCAUGCUUAGAAUUUAUUUAUUUAUUUAUUUAUUUAUUUGCCAUAUUUAGGCCCAGAUGCAAAAGGCCUUGGUACAGCCGGCAGGUUCAGGAGGAACAGCCAGGAGCCACAGACAUUUCCUCAAAAUAUCUGACGUCUGAGGAGAUUCCCUCACUCUAUCUAAUGACAGGACUGGCCCUUUCCUACUGAAACUCUGGGGAGACUCUGCUAAUCAGUUUAGACUAGACAAUAUAUGCACAUGAAACGUAUGACUGCAAUAUAGCAAGGGUAGCUGAUCAUUUCCCCUGCAAGGGCUGCAUGUACCCUUCGAAAACUCUCCAGGGGCUGCGUGCCAAAAGUGGGUGUGUCACCAUCAACACGUGUUUCUUAACGGCACAGCACUUAACUAGCCUGGCAAAGCUCGUUUGCAUGAGCCAGCUCAGGGAUUCCUUGUUGGGCACAAUUCUGUAGCUUGCAUUUCCCCUUCAUAUCCCAAAUAUUAGUUAGAUUCUGACAUUCGUUAAUUUCUUGGGUUUAGGGAAGAUCUCCCCACCAAACAUAUAGCAGUAUUUUGCCAGCACAUGCUUGUAGUGGAUGAAGUGUUCUUGCAUGCCAUAGCUGUGAGCAAGACUGUAGCCAUAGGCACUUACAGAAAAUCAUUAAGACUGUUAAAAGUAGAAGGUGGGUUUUUAUAAGUGUAAGAGGUAUUUACAGUCCUCAUAAUCCCCUGGAGUUUCAGAUGUAAUAUACUAUAAUUAAUAUGGGCUUUAUGUUGCUAUCAUUAUCUGAGAGCCACAUGCUUCUAAGCUAUAUAUAGAGAAUGAAACCUAAAAUCUUUGGAGUUGAGCAAAACCAUUCACAAUCUAGAUGCUCUUUUUAGCCUUCAAACAACACACUGCAUUAGCUCUUUGUCUAGCCCACAUAUGAAUGUGUGGUAUAAUCAGGAUCUAAGGCAAGCUAAGCAGUGACAAGGAAGCAAAACAACCAGCAAGCUAAUCUACAGAACAGCUUUAAAAAAGUCAUUUUCACUGAUGGACUCAUUCAGCUAACAAUUCAAAGUUCAAUGCAAACUUUUCAAAUUAUUGAUCACUGCUGGGGGGACCUUAUGCACCAAAUGAAUAGCCAUAUAGUGCAAAAAAUAAAUCAAUCAACACUUUCAACAGGAAUUGAAAUUGGAAUUCGAAUUGGAAGGAUGUGGACUCCAGAUAUUACACUUCCAAACAGAAGAAGAGGUAUCAUGUAGCACACAGGGAGAGGAAUAGCAAAAGAUGAAAAGUGAUGUGUUGAUGGAUGGAACUGAGGGAACCAGGAAGUAGUGGGGAACAUAAAUUAUGUAAGCUUGGUGUCAUUGCUCAAGGUCUUCUAUCAGCUUGGUGCUAAUGACUUGGAAUUGUAGUUUCCCUAUCUUUAACUAAACCAUAGGUGCACAUCAGAUAAACUAAGCUGCUUUUUUUCUUGCAGAGGUGGAAGUAUUGGUAAACAUUUGACAUUAAUUGGGGCUUUUAGCACCUUUUUGGAUUGAUACAUUUCCCAGAAAUCUGGGUGAAGUCAACUGUUUAAGUGGUAUAAAAUGUAUGGUAUAGAUGUGGCCCUAAAGAGUUGUCCUAGGAAAUUCAUCAGGGCAGAUUGGGCUAUCCAUGCUGCCCUCCCCCUUUCUUAAUCAUCUAAAAUGAUAUAGGGCCACAACAGUUAGUCAAUUAAUCCGACUGAUUCAUCAGUUAAAUACCUUUGUGUUGUUAAAAUGGUGCGAUUCAAUGCUUUGCCCCAACAUGGAGGUAAAAAAUCAUGAGGGUCCGCUUCCUUAUUAGAUCUGGUUGAGAGAUGCAUAGCUUGUGGAUCUCUAGUGACAGAUUUUCCUACUGUACUUGUAUUUCUGAUAUCCAGAGUAAAAAAUUCUGAUAGGAAGUAAGCACAGCUGGGCUGCACUUGAUGCAGUGUUACUAUUACCAUUGCACAUACAUCCUAUUGUGCAACAGGAUAUGUAUUUCUCCCUCCCCCACAUUUCUUCUUGGUGCUGUUGCAUGUGCCCUUCAUCUCAAGCUGACAGCAAGAGCCUAGAGCUUGUUGACAAAAGCACCCCUAGACAGCUCCUUGCCCCCUUGCCCUCCUCAUUGCUAGUGCUUGUUCAUCAUCACUCUUGCUAAGGCACAGGUCCAACCCGCCCCCCCAGCCUCUCCCAAAUGUCAACACUGGGAUGUUGAGAUAGCCCCCACCCCUAAUAUUCCUAGUGCUAUUGCGCAUGUGUCUCAACUCAUGUUAAAACAAGAGAGUCCUCUUGUCUCUUCCUGGCAGUGACAUGCAUGCACCUUGGCAGAGAAAUCCAAUACCACCACUGACUUGCCAAAUUUGCUCUCUGCCCUGUGCCCAGCUGGCAUACAUUCUCAACCCAGACCCAGACAGUGGGACCCCCACGCUCUUCAUAAUAUUGCCUUGCUGAGCUGGAGAGUUCUGGCUAGGGAAGACUCAAGGAGUCCCAAGUGCUAUCACAAGAAAGGUCAUACGACAAGGGCUUUGAGCUGUGCGUGUGAUUCUGACUGAGUAGGUCUGUUGUCCUUUCCGCAUAUUAAAUACACAUAAAGAGGGGGCGUUGAAAAUCUUUUCCCGGUUUUAAAACACGUGUGUUGAUGCUUCGUUUAAUACUUAAAUAUAACUUUUAAUUCUACAAAUUAAUCGGCUGAAGAUAAAGAAAGCAUGUUCCCAUUAAAAUUAUUGGUUUUAUGCAUAUAAUGCCAGUUUAAUACAUGAAUUACUCUGUAAGUCACGUACAGUUUCUUUAACUGAAUAACAGCCCUACUACUGAUAGGCACACAGCAAUGCUGAAGUGCUUUAGUUCUAGCUCAGGAAGACAGUUACACCAUUCUCAUGGUGUAAUCUAAACUUGGACUUAGAAGGCAAAACAUCCACUUAUCCCUUAGUCCCAUGGUCUGUAAAUCAGAUUAGAUUCAAUUUCUCCUUGCUCAUUUUCAAUAAACCCAGAAAGAACAAACAAGGCAGACUUGUUUCAUUUUCACUUGAAGCAGGGCUCCCCAGAUGUUGUGGGACUCUGUCAGCCCCAGCCAGCAAUGCUAAUGGUCAAUGAUAGUGGGAUUUAGAUUCUAACAUGUGGAGGACCACAGGUCCCCACACACACCUGAUUUAGAGCAUCUCAACACACUGAAAGUUGCAUGGCAUCCAUGCAGAUAAAAUAUCAGUGGGUUAUCUGUCCAUAUUGGUGACAUAAAGAUUUACAAGCCAUGCACAAGGGAUACUGUCCACACUGAGGGAAGGAGCGUAUCAUCCGUGCACUAUAUUCCUACUCUUUUCCUAGUCACUGCAUCUUCUUUUAUUGUGCCCUUAACAAUAUUGUGCUAUUGACCUUACAGCUCAAUCCUAGAGCUUGCCCACUGAGAAAUAAGUUGCACUGAGUUCACAGGGCUGCCACUUACAUUUUGUUUUGUGCCUGGAUGUACUCCAACCCUACUCGUCCCUUGUUUAAAAUGAGCAAACUACCUCAUGCUAGCUUUGUGCAAUGAGGCAGAAGGAUGAAGACAAUUUGUACUGUGCCAGAGGGUGGAGGAUAACAAGGAAAGUGCACUGAUUAAGGAGAGUGUCAGGAAAAGAUCACGAAAGAGAUGAAUGUCAAUAGAUGGGAAUGCUGCAUGUAGACCCCUGGUAUUAUUGUAGUAAACAGCUCUUUGCAUAUAUCAUCCUCUUGCUGAUCACCAAACCAGUUGGAAUUGUUUAGCAGAUGCUGUUCAUUUUCUUUCAGUUGUGUAAUUUCAUAUAA
Messenger RNA from Podarcis lilfordi (Lilford's wall lizard), 20549 nucleotides. NCBI's taxonomy places the organism in Eukaryota, Metazoa, Chordata, Lepidosauria, Squamata, Lacertidae. The record is from the annotation of a GenBank genome assembly.